AUGGUUUCAUUGGGAGGUGUAUAUAGUGUUGCUUAUGUGUUCUUGUUUGGUCUGACUUUGGUUUUGGCUGGUGAUAUAGUUCAUCAUGAUGAUGUUGCUCCAACAAGGCCUGGCUGUGAGAACAACUUUGUUCUGGUCAAAGUUCCAACUUGGAUCGAUGGUGUGGAAAACGAUGAGUAUGUUGGUGUCGGUGCAAGAUUUGGUCCUACAUUAGAAUCAAAAGAAAAAUAUGCCACUCAUACUAGAGUUGUCAUGGCUGAUCCUCCCGAUUGUUGUAGCAAGCCUAAGAAUAAGCUCACCAGUGAGAUCAUAUUGGUGCACCGAGGAAAAUGUAGCUUCACAACCAAGGCAAAUAUAGCUGAUGAAGCCGGUGCUUCGGCCAUUCUCAUUAUAAACAAUCGUACAGAACUUUUCAAGAUGGUUUGUGAGGUAAAUGAAACUGAUGUUGAUAUUGGAAUUCCUGCUGUUAUGCUUCCACAAGAUGCUGGAUUAAACUUGGAAAAACACAUACAGAAUAAAUCCAUAGUUGCCAUACAGUUAUACUCUCCACUGCGUCCGUUGGUUGAUGUUGCGGAAGUGUUUCUAUGGCUCAUGGUUGUCGGUACCAUUUUAUGUGCUUGUUAUUGGUCUGCUUGGACGGCAAGAGAAGCUGUUAUUGAGCAAGACAAGCUUUUAAAGGAUGCCUCAGAAGAAUAUGUUGCAGAAAGUGUUGGUUCUCGUGGUUACGUGGAAAUCAGUACUACAGCAACGAUUUUAUUCGCCGUGGUUGCUUCUUGUUUCUUGGUUAUGUUGUACAAAUUAAUGUCAUUCUGGUUUGUUGAAGUUCUAGUGGUUUUAUUUUGCAUUGGUGGGAUAGAGGGUCUGCAAACUUGUUUGGUGGCUCUAUUGUCAUGUUUCAGAUGGUUUCAACAUCCUGCACAAACAUAUGUGAAGAUACCGUUCUUUGGAGCUGUUCCAUAUCUGACACUUGCUAUUACUCCCUUCUGCAUAGUGUUUGCGGUUGUUUGGGCAGUUAAACGCCAUGCGUCAUAUGCGUGGAUUGGUCAAGAUAUUCUUGGCAUCAGUUGUGAGUUUAAGGCUUAUCAUGGUCUUGCCCACUCCAUAAACAACAAGGAGCAGAAGGAGUCACCGGGAUUUAGAUUUGUCAAGGAGUGUUUUGCAGGCAAUGAGACGCAUGGAAGCCUCACUAUCUAUUGUCAGCCGUGCUUCCUCAGACUGCUCUAUGGUUUCUAA
This is a messenger RNA of Lathyrus sativus (Indian pea), 1233 nucleotides long. NCBI's taxonomy places the organism in Eukaryota, Viridiplantae, Streptophyta, Magnoliopsida, Fabales, Fabaceae. The record is from the annotation of a GenBank genome assembly.